Molecule: messenger RNA, 1521 nt
Organism: Exophiala dermatitidis NIH/UT8656
Lineage: Eukaryota; Fungi; Ascomycota; Eurotiomycetes; Chaetothyriales; Herpotrichiellaceae
Product: DnaJ protein, subfamily C, member 17
Exons: 1
Coding region: 69-842 (257 amino acids)
Biological process (GO): spliceosomal complex disassembly
Cellular component (GO): spliceosomal complex
Source: RefSeq, a predicted model, not a curated record
CCGAUAGUUCUUCGUGUAUUCUGCCUUGCACACAUUAAUGAUCGGUGUAAGCGCACAAGCCCGUCAAAAUGGCGCCAGCAAGCGACGCCGACCUGACUGUCGAUUACUAUGAGCUGCUUGCAAUUCCCCCGACAGCGUCGGAGGCGGAGAUCCGGCGCGCAUACCGAAAGACGUCCCUGCUGUAUCACCCAGACAAAGUCAAACCGACGCCAGAAAACUUGGAAAAGUUCCAGCUCUUACAGACCGCAAUCAAUAUUUUGACGGACGCCACCGAGAAAGCAAAAUAUGACCAAACUCGAGAGGCCAAACAACGGCGUUUGGCCGAAACAGCCGCGCUGGAAAGCCGGAGACGUCAGAUGAAAGAAGACUUGGAGAAACGAGAAGGCGGCUUUGCUGGGGCUACGACUACGGUGAAUGGUAUGAAGAGGGCAUGGAGCGACAGAGAACUCGAGAUCAAGCGUAUCGCGGAAGAGAAUCGUAAGAGAAGAGAAGCAGUUAUGGCACAGCGGACGCAAGAGGCUCAAGCGCGAGCCCAAGCACAAGAGCAACCCUCCGAUUCUAUCGAUCGUUCCGUCAAGGUUCGUUGGAUCAAGGAAGGUGAGGGCCUUGACAUCGACCAGGAGGCUCUUGAAGAAAAUUUCCCAGCAGGCCAUGUCGAAAACGUGCUGAUUCUCAAGGACAAGAAACGUCGUGUGGAAGGCCGAGACAAGAAGGUGAUGCUGGGAACGGCGGUCAUCAUAUUCAAGUCUUUGGCUAUUGCAAAAAAGGUCGUGGCUCAGGGGCCUUGGGAGGGCAUUGAAAGUGUCGAAUGGGCUGCUGAGAAGGAGCCAGAAGGUACUUGAGACCAUGCUUGUGCCCGAUGCUUCUACACAACACACCUAUGCUAUGGUCUAUUCUCACCAUACUAGCAAGUCACACCAAAACCUGCGGCAAGUUUCAGGUUUGCACGCGGUCCUCACCACCUGGAGUCCUGACGUCCUGGAGUCCUGCCUAGGUUUCUCCGCGGCAGGAUAGCAGGAUCCUCAGCGACUAACUCAGCAACCAGGCCUUCAUGCGUCCUGGAUUCAAAGAACUCAGGAAGCCCUAUCCGACUAUCCAGUCAUCGGAAAGUUGCGCUGAUGAUAGCAGGCCCGCAUCCCACCCAGAGCCAUUGAGACAAGCCAUAAGUGCUUUCGACUCCAGAAGAUGACGUGCCGACUUCUUUGCAGAUGAGAAACAUCGCAGAUAUCUUAUGACUUGCCCGGCUAUGUAUAAGUCAGGAACGGAAUGAUGAUGUGCCAUUCCUGAGCCGACUGAUAGCGUGCGGUGAGCAGUGUCCAGAGGUGAGCAGAUCUUGAGUCGCCGUUAAAGAUAAGGACGAGUACCACGUCUGCUCGUUAAGUGUCCCAGCCAAUGGGUCUCUGAGACAGCUGGCAUGCGAUCGGACUUUUCACGACUGUAAUGAUCCAUUAUACCCCCCUCUAGCGCAGAAUAGAUGUGAUCUGUAUAUCAAUCGACUUCAUCGUAUUCGUCUUCUUCCUG